This is a messenger RNA of Lycium barbarum (goji berry), 1582 nucleotides long. RefSeq lists its product as uncharacterized. The record is from RefSeq and is a predicted model, not a curated record. Lineage: Eukaryota; Viridiplantae; Streptophyta; Magnoliopsida; Solanales; Solanaceae. The transcript has 6 exons. The coding region runs from base 257 to 832 and encodes 191 amino acids.
GUGUCGAUUUCUUCAUGUCGACAAUAUUUUGCUCUUACCAUAACAUUCUUGCCAGUUGUUCUAAUCUCACUCAAGGCCAACUCAGACUGCAGUUCCCUUUCGUGACAGACACGUGUCAGUCACCAACGAAAUAUCUUGACAAGCUCGUGAAGAACCCCGAAAGCAGAAGAUUCUAAACUACCUGAAAUUUUCAUCCCCGAAAAACUAAUUAGCUGAGAAAAACUUGCAGUUUUAAAGUUGGAGUAACUGAAAGAAAAUGGAGGGAGAGGGGGAAGGAGCAGCGAGAGAGCGAUCAACUUCACCAACUAGAGCCCGACCCGGAUGCGACCCGUUCCUGGUGACUUGUAGAGUGUUCGGCUUUGUUACUGCCUUGGCUGCUAUUCUCUGCGUUGCUGUUAAUGUUUACUCUGCCGUGAGAUCAUUUAUGCAUGGUUAUGACGUAUUUGAUGGAAUUUUCCGCUGUUAUGCCGUUUUGAUUGCAAUUGUUGUGGUCGUUGCGGAGACCGAGUGGAGCUUUUUCAUAAAGUUCUGGAAGGUGUUGGAGUUUUUAGCUGGAAGGGGCAUGCUACAGAUCUUCGUUGGAGUGAUGACCAGAGCUUAUCCUGAAGUAUAUGGGCAAAGGAAUGACCUCAUUCUUUUCCAGAACAUAGCUAGCUACUUUCUUAUUGCCUGUGGAGCAGUUAACAUUAUAUCAGGAUUGUUGUGCUUUGGAUUUAUCAAACGUGCGCGCCAGGUGAAAGAAGUCUCCAGGGAGCAAGCGAUUCAGGAUCAGCAGGAAUCGGAGCGUCGUAGAGAAGAGCUUGAAGCACUGUUGAUACAAGAGAGGGCUUGAGAACAUUUUCAAAUUUCUCAUAUGUAAAAAUAAAAAUGUCUUUUGAAGACAUACUAUAAGAUUUUAAAAUAAAUACAUGAACUGCUACAAAGUCAGUUGACUCUAUUCUGAUACUUCUGAAAUUGAUUAGUGAUGACUGGCAUGCAUAUUACGUAGAACCCAAAGAAACACUUUAAGAAACUGCCAAUAUAUCAUUUAUAUAAUUCCCAAAGAAUGGUGUUAUACCUACAUUGUUAAUUGUGGUCGAAUGUUGGCCCGUCAAGAACACACAUGUUCAGAAGAUGAAGGUAGCAGAGAUAAGGAUGCUCAGAUGCAUGGAUGUGCAGACAUACUUGGAGAGACAAAAUUAAGAACAAGGUUAUAUAGAACAACAAUGUGAGAGUAACAGCUUCGUGGCGAACAAGACAAGGGAAGUGAUGUUGAGGUGGUUCGCGCAUGUGAAGCGGAGAUGCAUUUGAGGCACCAGAAAAGAAGUAUGACAGUUUGGCUAUAGCAGGUUUUAAGAGAGGUAGAGAUAAGCCAAGAAAGAAUUAGGGGAGGUGAUUAGAUAGGAUAUGACACAUCUUCAGAAGGACAUGAUCCUGGAUAGGAAGGUCUGUAGGUUGAGGGUUUGGCAGCUAUGUUGUGUACUACUUUGUACUACUUUUACAAGAGAGAGGCAAGUAGCUCGUCUCCUCUUCUCAUCUUCUCCUUAUUUAUAUUGUAGUCUUACCUAAUAGUAACAUAGUAUCUUAUUCUUUGCUUUGUUUA